Messenger RNA from Helianthus annuus (common sunflower), 750 nucleotides. RefSeq lists its product as uncharacterized. The record is from RefSeq and is a predicted model, not a curated record. The coding region runs from base 1 to 750 and encodes 249 amino acids. NCBI's taxonomy places the organism in Eukaryota, Viridiplantae, Streptophyta, Magnoliopsida, Asterales, Asteraceae. The transcript has a single exon.
AUGGUUGCGGAUAUUUUUAGAGAUAACUCUUGGGCAUGGCCGUCUAGUUGGAGGGAUUUGUUUCCGGCUAUUAAUCAGCUUGACCAUAUAAGGCCGGAUCAAAACAAACAAGAUCGCUUGUUAUGGAAGGAUGGAGACAAAUUGAUAGAUUAUUCGUCGGCUACGGUUUGGGACACUAUUCGGGUUAGGGAGCAGGAAAUUAAUUGGGUUUCUAUUGUUUGGUUUCCGCAAUGCAUCCCUAGGCAUGCUUUCUUGGUGUGGCUUAUAAUGCGUCGGAAACUUUUGACUCGAGAUAAAAUUCUAAAGUGGGAUUUUUCUAGGAGGAAGAACAUGAAUAUGAUGUGCUGUCUUUUAUGCUAUGCUGAUGUCGAUUCUCAUGACCAUCUUUUCUUUGAAUGUAAGUUCUCAGAGCAAGUGUGGAAGUCGGUUCGUGACAAGACAGAUAUGGUUGAUGUGGACCCUAAAUGGGUUUCGAUUAUCGGCUGGUUGAUGACGAGAAUCCGCUCGAAGAAGGCUUCUUUUUAUGUGGCUCGGCUGCUUGUUGGUGCAACUGCCUACACUAUUUGGCAAGAACGUAACGCUAGGCUUUUUAAAAAUCAAACUCGCCCACCGGAAGCAAUCUGUGAAGUAAUCUUAAAGACUGUUCGAUAUAAGCUGAUGGGCGUGAAGUUCAAACCGUGUGCAAAUGUUAAGUCUUUGCUUGGGAAAUGGGGGAUUGAUGAUGCUGCUAUGAUCGAUGAUGGAGGCUGA